Molecule: messenger RNA, 1290 nt
Organism: Psylliodes chrysocephalus
Lineage: Eukaryota; Metazoa; Arthropoda; Insecta; Coleoptera; Chrysomelidae
Source: the annotation of a GenBank genome assembly
CACUAUUCAUGGUUCAAAAAGCGUAAAAUUUUAAAUGACAAUUAAUAAUACUGACAUAAAAACAAACCAGAUGAAUAGAAGAUUCUGUUAGACUACAAUCAGUGCUACUCGCAUCGAUGACAUGUUACGGUUCGUGAUAUCUUUCUUGUGCUUAUCAAAAUUGUCUUUAAGCCAAGAUCUAACCAAUGUUGAAGAUAUCAAAGUUUUAAGCGAACUACCCAUAGAUAAGUUACUGUCUUUGAAAAGGGGAUAUGCUGUGGAGAAAGAGGAAAGUAGUAUGAAUUUUACUGAUGAUGGAAUUGAAUCUAGGACAUUUCCCGAAGCAUUGGCUCUUCAGGGUAAAUCAAAAAUUAAAGACCGUGGCGGUCACAGCAGCGGAGGCGGUCACAGCGGUGGCGGCCACUAUUAUUACGAAGAACACUACGAAAAAGAUGGUGGCAAAAAGAACAAAAUACAAAGUAUUUUCCAAUUAUCUAUCACCUCGUUAGCGUUCCUGGCUUUCGGAGGUUAUUUACUUUGUCUCCUUAUACACGCCAUAAAAGGAAAACAGAAUUAUAAUACUACUAAUCCAGCUAUUGUACAAGCUUUUGCCACUUACGUAGCUCAGAAAAUAAAAAACGUUAAAAACAAAAGACCCAGAAAAAGGAGGAAAAAUUUGAAACUGCAAAAAAGACCUAAUAGAUAUUUGCAGGCACAAAAAAGACCAAAUAGAAAUGUAAAGAAACCCAAUAAAAAUGUCCAGAAAAAACCUAGCGUAAAUAGGAAUCCGUAUAUUUAUGGUGAAGUGCCUACUCCAAUUAAACAUAGAUCAAGAAGAAAUGUUAACGAAAGCAUAGACAAUAGCGCUGGAUUUUUAGUAACUGAUGAUUAUCUAUAUCAUGCUUUAGUGGAUUUAUCUGAAGCUUACACGAAAUAUAAUACUUUUGAUUAUAUACAAUAUAACCGGACGAAAUAUGGUUUAUAAUAUUUAUUAUCAUUAUUUAUAUAAAAAAAAUGGUGUACAUUUUUAGAUUCUCCUUCUAGAGUAUACAAAUUUUAUAAUGAAAAAAGAAUAAUAAUUGAAAUAAGACAUCCGCUAUACUAAAUUUGAUGGCAUACAUCUAUAAAAACUAUGUCACCUAAGAUAAUCGACUCCAAAUACCCUGCUUAUUAACCUGCUGAUCUAACAGUAGCCUCUUCAGUCUCUUAAUAUCUAUAAUUCGGUGUAUUUUGAGCGGAAAAUUUAAAUUUAUUUGAAUUUUUAGAUAAUUUUGACUCCUGAUUUCUAGAAAAUUAUUAAUAGGAUAAAAU